AGUGUGUUUCCUGAAAGAAAAUAGCCUACAGUAGACCUUCAGGUGUCAUACAGUGACGAGACCACGCUUUAUAGCCUGUAUGGCACUGAAGGAGUUACAAUGAGCUGGGUAAUAUGAAACAGACUGUCAAUGGGUUGGGCUUGGAGUUGCUGGUUGGGUUGACUCUCGCCCUUCGUACAUGACCAGUUUUACAGGUUUAUUAAACAGGUUCACUGUGCACUGAUUACAUUGCAAACUCGGGUGUGGCUUUUAUAUUUGAUCAGUAAAAAAGGUGUACACAGACCCAGACGCUAUCUGGACGCUCGACCGCUUCUAUCCGCACUGUCUUUUCUUGUUUGUCGAAUAUGUUUCGCUGUGGAAUUGCGUAUCCAAGAUGCAGGUGGAUCGUACCACUUCUUUUGCUUUUUGCGAUUAUAUUUGAUAUUAUUGCCAUUGCUGCUAACUCGGGAUGGGUUGAGGACGAGGGUGCAAAGUCCCACUACGCAAGUAUGUGGAGCCAUUGUCGAGGGCGGAAUGACAACUGGGACUGCAAAUCUCUCAUGGAAUUCUCUUGGGCCCAGGCUGUGGCAGCUCUUAUGAUCAUCGGCCUCAUCAUCCUCAUCAUCGCUUUCAUCAUCUCCUGUAUCGCCCUCUGCUGUACCCUCAACAUCAGCCUGCUGCCCGUCAUUGGGGCCUUGCUCUUCAUCACUGUGGUCAUUCAGUUCAUCGCCCUCAUCAUAUACCCAGUCAAGUUCAAUGACCUGAUCUUCGAGGGCCACUAUGACUACACCUGGGCCUAUGGCUUCGGCUGGGGGGCCACCAUCCUCACCAUCGGCUGUGGGAUCCUCUUCUGCUGCCUGCCUCGCUACGAGGACGAGCUCACAGGCCUCGCCAAGACCAAAUACAUCUAUACAUCAGCUUAGAGGAACCACAGACACCCCCAGGCUACAUCUCAAUAGUCUGAAAAGGCUAUCCCUUCUCCUCAUCUCCUUCCCUUCAUCUGCACUGAUGAAAACACAGGAUAAGUGUAAGCAAAAUAGUGGACACCUGCCAGGUUCUUUCACAUCAGUGCAGAUGAAGGAGAGGAGAUGAGGAGAGGAAGCCCACUUUAGACUAUUGAGAUGCAUCCCCAGGACAGAAGCACCUCUGCCACCACAGAGGCCAGAGGACACUGACACUUAGACAUAUCAUUGGAUGUCAAUUUAGUCAUUUCCAACAAUGCUGAAUGCCCUCUCCGUUGGAAGGAUCCCAUAGAUGUGUAUCUCUGUCUAAUUUCCGACCCUAUACUGACCCGCAUAUUGAUUUGAGUGGCCCACAUGUUACCAAGGGAGGCUGCCAGGUAUGGCUAUUCCAGAGGCUUUGUUUCUAUCACAUUGGACGUUUUCCACGCUUGACGUUUGUGUAGAGUAGUUGAAGUGACCCAGAUGCAAUAUUUCAGAUUAUACAUAAAACAUUCACAUAAUCCUCCAUAAUCUUAUCCAGACCCUUGCUAUAAUUCUCCAUUGUAAAUUAGUUUAAUGCAAAAUCACAGAAGUGCACUUAAUAUCAAUGUUAAGGAGUCCAUCCUUUAGAGUUUGUGGAUUAUGUCAAGGGUUCUAACCAGCUGAGUAAGAGGGUGUAUGUCCUACACACAAUGCUAAUGCAUUUGACUGCAGCAUUGUUAUUUGGUCUCGUAUUAAUGGAUGUUUUAAGAUGUUGAGUUUCAAAGCUUUAAUCACUUUAAUUCUAAUUUGAAUUGUUGAGGCCAUUGAAUGGCUAAACUGAAUUAUCGUAAGUACAGUAGAGAAAAUGGAAACAUGAAUGUAUACUGUACUGCCGGGCUCUCCAACCCUGAUCCUGGAGAGCUACCAUCCUGUAGGUUUUCAAUCCAACCCUAAUAUAGCCCACCUGAUUCUAAUAAUUAGCUAGUCGAUAAGCGGAAUGAGGUUAGUUACAACUAGGUUUGGAGCAAAAACCUACAGGGGGAUAGCUCCCCAGGAACAGAGUUGGAGAGCCCUGCUGUACAGUAUGGUGCAAGGAAGAGAUGUGUGUUUUUGCUUUUAUUAAAUUAGUUUAAGAAUUCCCUUUAUAGUCAUUGUAUUAUGCAACACAAAGCUGUAUCUCAAUGCAAGAUAUUUGGUCUUUUUUUAUAUUUUUGUUUUCUUACUCCAACAAGGACAAUUUUCUUGAUUUGAAAAUGAAUGGGUAUGAUAAUGUGUAUUGCUGUAUUGUAUUGUUAAUGACACCUUUUGAAACCUAAAACACAAAUAAAGGGAAAAUACAAUGUUUUUAAAACGUAA
Oncorhynchus kisutch (coho salmon) is the source of this 2258-nucleotide messenger RNA. RefSeq names its product p53 apoptosis effector related to PMP-22. Gene Ontology annotation, biological process: cell-cell adhesion. The record is from RefSeq and is a predicted model, not a curated record. Lineage: Eukaryota; Metazoa; Chordata; Actinopteri; Salmoniformes; Salmonidae. The transcript is spliced from 3 exons. Gene Ontology annotation, cellular component: cell-cell junction; membrane. Bases 345 to 902 code for a protein of 185 amino acids.